AUCCGAUGGUUAAAAUAACUGAGUGGAUCUCUAAAAUCUUAAAAAAUAAUAAUAAAAAACGGAAGCCUAAAAACCAAGUUAUAUAUACGUGUUGAUCGAGUUUUAUUUUUCUAAGUUGAAGUUAAACUAAAGCAUUUUUUCCUCUUCAUAUUUUGGUGAAAAAAUGUUGUUAGUACUAGUUCUUAUUUUGUGCAUAAUCUUUUCAUUACCUUUGUUCUUCCUGAAAAGGAGAACCACUACUAAUGCACCUUAUCCACCUGGUCCUAGAGGAUUACCCAUAAUAGGGAAUCUUCAUCAACUAGACAGUCCUAUUCUUUAUCUUCAAUUUUCAAAACUCUCAAAAAUAUAUGGACCAUUAUUUUCAGUUAAACUUGGUUUAAGACCAGCUAUUGUUGUUUCUUCAGCUAAAAUUGCCAAAGAAAUAUUUAAAAACAAUGAUCAUGUGUUUUCUAAUAGACCAAUCUUAUAUGGCCAACAAAAAUUAUCUUAUAAUGGGUUAGAUAUUGCAUUUGCUCAAUAUAGUGAUUUUUGGAGAGACAUAAGAAAAAUUUGUGUUAUUAAUAUAUUUACUACAAAGCGUGUGUCAUCUUAUUCAUCAAUAAGAAAGUAUGAGAUGAAACAAAUGAUCAAAAAAAUUUCUAAUCAUGCUUCUUCUUCGGCUGUUACAAAUUUGAGUGAAUUAUUAACUUCUCUCUCAAGUACAAUAAUUUGUAGGAUUGCUUUUGGGAGGAGGUACGAAGAUGAAGCACUAGAGAAGAGUAAAUUCCAGGGAAUGAUGCAUGAUUUGGAAGCCAUGUUGACGGCUUUCUUUGUUUCUGAUUAUAUUCCAUUCAUGGGAUGGAUCGAUAAACUGUCGGGACUUCGUACACGUCUCGAUCGAAUUUUCAAGGAGAUGGAUGAGUUUUACCAAGAUAUUAUUGAUGAACAUUUGGAUCCAAAUAGAAAACAAUCAAAUGAAGAAGUUAUUGUUGAUGUCUUGCUCCAACUGAAGAAACAACAAUUGUUUUCAAUUGAUCUCACUUUUGAUCACAUCAAAGGAGUCCUCAUGAACAUGAUUUUAGCGGGAACAGAUACCACAUCAGCGACAACAGUUUGGGCUAUGACUGCCCUAAUAAAAAAUCCAAGAGUAAUGAAGAAAGUACAAGAAGAAAUUAGGAGCAUGGGAGUUAAAAAAGACUUUUUAGAUGAAGAUGAUAUUCAAAAUUUUCCUUAUUUGAAGGCAGUAAUUAAAGAGACACUAAGAUUGUACCUACCAGGCCCACUGCUUGUGCCGAGAGAAUCAAGAGAAAAGUGCAACAUAGGUGGUUAUCAAAUUCCAGCAAAGACGAUAUUGUAUGUGAAUGCUUGGGCUAUUCAAAGAGACCCUGAUAUUUGGAAAAAUCCAGAAGAAUUUUAUCCUGAAAGAUUCUUAGAAAGCUCUAUAAAUUUUAACGGACAAGAUUUUGAACUAAUUCCUUUUGGAUCUGGCCGUAGAAUCUGUCCGGGCAUAUCCAUGGCAAUUGCAUUGGUGCAAAUUAUCCUUGCUAAUAUCCUCUAUUCCUUUGAUUGGGAAUUGCCACAUGGUGUGGUGAAAGAAGAUAUUGAUGAUGAAAGGGGCCUUGGACUCACUCAAUAUAAAAAGAAUCAUCUUUGUCUUGUUGCCAAGAUACCUAUGUAAAUGCAGAGAAACACUUGGAUAGGCACAAAUUAAACCUAAAUGAAAAUAUUUGGGCACACACUCAUAGAUGAAAUGAAUUUAAAAGAAAAAUAAAUUAGUCACAUCACUCAAUUAGUUUAUCUUUAAAUUUUUUUAGUUAUGUGAGUGUGUCUAAAUAUUCAUCAUUUAUACUCGUGUCUAUCUAAAUAUUCCUCGUAGAUGCAAUUUAUUGUACCUUUAUUUUUAUAUUUUUAUAUGCAUUUGUACUUUGUUGGA
This is a messenger RNA of Trifolium pratense (red clover), 1912 nucleotides long. Its product is annotated as cytochrome P450 83B1-like. Gene Ontology annotation, molecular function: oxidoreductase activity, acting on paired donors, with incorporation or reduction of molecular oxygen; monooxygenase activity; iron ion binding. Lineage: Eukaryota; Viridiplantae; Streptophyta; Magnoliopsida; Fabales; Fabaceae. The transcript has 2 exons. Bases 164 to 1657 code for a protein of 497 amino acids. The record is from RefSeq and is a predicted model, not a curated record.